Tarenaya hassleriana is the source of this 1402-nucleotide messenger RNA. Its product is annotated as rRNA-processing protein EFG1-like. The coding region runs from base 102 to 1091 and encodes 329 amino acids. Gene Ontology annotation, cellular component: nucleolus; preribosome, small subunit precursor. NCBI's taxonomy places the organism in Eukaryota, Viridiplantae, Streptophyta, Magnoliopsida, Brassicales, Cleomaceae. The record is from RefSeq and is a predicted model, not a curated record. The transcript has 8 exons. Gene Ontology annotation, biological process: maturation of SSU-rRNA from tricistronic rRNA transcript (SSU-rRNA, 5.8S rRNA, LSU-rRNA).
AAAUGAAUAAACGAAACACCUAAUUGUUAGGGGAAAAAAUCCCUAAUUUCUCUUCGGUUUGGGGGGAAAAAAAGAAGAAAAACCUCCGGCGCUUUUCGGCGAUGGCGCAUGGAGGCUACGGUAAGCGGAGGGUGGCGGAACGGAAGAAUACGGCGGGAAGCAGUCGGAGAUCUAAGGGCUUGGGCGUGGAGAAGAAGCCUAAGAAUGUCUCUCUUAAGAACCAGAUUCGCUCCAUCGAGCGCAUGCUUCGUAAAGAUCUUCCUCCUGAAGUAAGAGUAGCUCAGGAAAAGAAGUUAGAAGACCUUAAGAGGCAGCAAGACAUCCAUACCCGUCUUGCUGUGGAACGUAAAAUAUUCCUCCGGAACAGAAAGAUAAAGUUUUUUGAGAGGAGAAAGAUUGAAAGGGGAAUAAGACGCCUUGAGAAACUGCAACGUGCUUCAUCUGGUCAUGUCCAGGACACUGAGAUAGCUGAGCAGCUUUCUAAACUCAAAGAGGACCUCGAGUAUGUUAGGUUUUUCCCCAAAAUUGAGAAAUAUGUCUCUCUAUUUACUGGUGGGGAUGAUUCAGAACUGACUGAGCGGAGAAAUAAACUGCGGAAGCAGAUCAAGGCCAAUAUGAUUGCUGCUUCUGCCAGUGGGAAAGAUUUGGAAGAGACGGGGAGUGAAGAUGAUGGGCUCUUGGAUUUGAGUGAUGAUGAUUUCUUUCUCAAUGGAAGUUCAAGUGAUGAAGCGGAUGCUGAUGAUGAGUGGACCGAUAAAAGCACAAGGGAGCCGGCUUCUAGUGCUUCUGGCAGAGCAACGUCUGGCAUGUCCAGUGAUGAAAGGAAUCAGAAGCAAAAUUCUGCAAGGGCUUUAAUGCCACCACCCCGAUCAAGAUCUGCCUCGACGUCGUCAAGGAAAAAUUCAUAUGGCCAGAGGAACGGGAUACCAACUUCCAACAACUCUUCACACAGCAGAGGCGAGUCUUCGCAUAAUGCAAGGGCCGCCUCCUCGGGUUCCCGGACGAGCCACAGUAGCAACCUGAGCUCAAAUUCUGAUGCCCAGAAACCGAGGAGGAAGAGAAGACCUAAGAAGAAGAAGCAACAGGCAUGAACAUGAACAUGAACAUGAUGAAAACUGGAACUCAUUCCAACAUUUGACAGAGACACCAAGAAGGUCCUAACACACAGUGGAAAGCCCUACUUCAAUCAAAUUCUCCAGGGGGGGCGGGGGGAGUUGGCAAGAAAGUAGGCCUUGUACUUUGGGAUUAUUCUCCAAUGCAUAUAUUAUUUGCUUUUUUUUUUAAUGUGGUCGGUCUUGAAAUUGAGAUGUGCCUUUGUUGUUGUUUUUUUGGUUCCAAACAAAUCAUAUAAACCCCUAAACUUUGGGCAGAAACAGGGUGUCGUUUUUUUUAAUUAUCAAAA